AUGAAUUAUGCAUUGCGCUUGUCUAAAAAUGAAAACAAAGGUCCACUAGGUGAAAAAGAAUAUUUUGAAGAUGACGAAGAAGAAAAACGCAAAGUAAAAGAAUUGUUAGAAAAAAUAAAAACAAGUGAAUACAUUGUUGUGCAUUCAGGUGCUGGUAUAUCUACCAGUUCUGGGCUACAGGAUUUUAGAGGUCCAACAGGGAUAUGGACAAAUGAGUCCCGUAACGAAAUAAACUACAAAAGAAGAAUACAAAACGAAAGGGAAAAGAAAAAGGGUGAGGUAAAGCAAAUGGAAAAGGAAGAGGUAAAGCAAAGGGAAAACGAAGAGGAAAAAAUAAAGACAUACAAGACGAUAAAAGGAUCAUUGCAGGGAAAAUAUGAAAAUUUAAAUUAUGCCACAAUAUAUUAUUCCUCAAAUAAUAAAGCAGAACCCCAAUUUAAUGUUAUUAAAAAAGAAAAAGUUGAAAAUUUUAGUGAAGACGAUAAAAUUGAAAGAUGCUCAGCCAUAUCUGACUCUUCUCUUGAACAUCAUAAAAGAAAUACAAAUCUAAAUAUGACCGACCACUACAAUACCUAUAUAGAUAUUAAAAAUUCGUUAAAGAGUUACAGUAAUGUGGAAGAGGACUGUUCACAUAAUAGCUCAGCUAAUAAUGCAGACAAGAGUGAAAAUGGAGAUAGCAGUGACAGCGCACUGAACAGUAAAAACGUGGACAGAAAAGAUAAAUCAUAUAGACCCUAUUUAGAUCCAAAUUAUUCAUAUAAUGAUAGCAAAGAUAAACAAUCAAAGAAAAGAAACAUAUAUAUUAAGAAGGAAAAUUCAAGCAGUAAUUCUCAGAAUAGCAGUUCAUUAUCAGAUAAUAAAAAUGUAUAUAUGCAUAAUUCAUCCAUUACUGAUGAAAAAACAAAUAUAACUAACCAUUUAAAGUCAGAUGAAAAUUAUGUAAUAUUUGGAAAUAGGAAAAAACAAAUUAUAGAUCUUCAUUUAGCUUUACCGACAAAAACACAUAUCAUGAUAAAAGAAUUAAUGAAUAGAAAUAUUAUAAAAUACUUAAUUACGCAAAAUAUAGAUUCCUUGCAUUAUAGAUGUGGAACAAAAUUUUCGAAAAUUUCAGAAAUACAUGGAAAUAUUUUCAUAGAAAGAUGUGAUUUUUGUGGUAGAAGAUAUUUAAGAGAUUUUGUUAUAUCUACAAUUAGUUUUAAGCCUACAGGUUCUUUAUGUUUUUUAUGUUCAUUUCCACCAGUAGGAAUUUGUACGGACGUCUUAUUAGACUGGAAUAAUGCGUAUGAGGAUUUUUUUCAUUUAAAUUCAAUCAAACAUUCGCAAAGGGCUGAUUUUCAUUUUUGUUUGGGUUCCAGUUUUUAUAUUGUACCAGCAAGCUAUUAUCCUUCCAAAAAGAAAUUUGCUAAUGAAAAUUCAUAUAGCUGUUUGAUUAACUAUCAAAAAUCGUCUUUAUCAAAAGAAGUUAAUUUAAGUUUACAUUCAAAUGUCAAUGAUAUUUCAGAUAUUAUUAUUAAUGAAUUUUCUCUUGAUCCAUUGUCUGUUAGAAAUGCUUUGAUUAUUGUAGUUAGAUGCCAACUAAUGGAUUUUGAUUUACUAUGUGAUGAACUAAUCACAGUUAUGAACUCGAACAAAGACCUAGAGUCUUUACGGGAAGUUAAAGAGGAAAUAAAAGAUGGUUAUAACAAUAACACAGAAGUGGAUCCAUCGUCUAAAUUUUCAUUAAAUAACAAUAAUAACAAUUCAAAUCAAGGAAAACAUUUUGACCAAGAAGGAAGUAGUUUAUUAAUUGAUAAAAAGGAAACUCUCAAUAAUUAUAGUGGUUAUAAGAAAGUUUCUCACGAUAGAGAUGACAAGUAUUUUUAUGGUACUAAUGGAGGAGAUGUUAACAGUAACAAUACUGAUAAUAACAAAAAAAAAAUAAAUAAAUAUAAUAAUAAUAAUGAUACGGACGAAGAGAAUUACACACCUUACAAUACCAUAAGUGGUAACGAUGGAACCGUAAAUGAACAAAAGUCCUCAAACAACACCCGGGAACAACUUUUUUUAAUAAAAUGUUCAAUGAUUAAAAAUAUUAAAACAGUCUCCUUGGACAGUUUAUGUAAAACUUCAGUAAGAGUAGUAGACAGCAAUAAAGGCAUAUGGAUAAUAAGAACGAAUUAUUCGUGCCUAUUAGAAAUAGAGUUAUGGUAUAAUUCUUUUGUUUUAUUAAAAUUAAAUUACAAUGAACAUAGUACUUUUAUUGAACUAAAUACAUGGAUUGUUAAUGUGGCCUACACUCAUGGUGAUGAUAUUGAUGACGUUGAUUAUUUCAAUAAUAGCAAAAAUAGUAUUAGAAGUUUUAGUUUGAUUAAAAAUAAAUAUUUAUGCCAUAAGAACGCGCACAAGUUCCUUGACGGAAAUGACUGUUAUGAAAGCAAAAGAGCGCAAAAUGAAAAUAAGUAUGGGGAAUUAGAAAAUAAUAAGGAUUAUAAUAAUGACUACGAUAAUAGGCAUAAUAGUAAUAAUAAUAAUGACAACAAUAAUAACGAUAUGAGUGAAAAUUAUUCGUGCUGUGAGAAUUGUAACAAACCUCGUUUGGAACAUUUUCAAAUUUCCGAAAUAUUAAAUGAACAUGUUCAUGUGGGCUAUAACCCAAUUAACAUCCAACCAAAAUCAAAAGUUGAACUGUUAGCAAUAUUAAGUAAUUCUAAUAAAAUGUACAAUUAUAAUAGUUACAUGCCCUUUGAGUUACCAAAUUCGAUUAAACUGUUAUAUAAUUUAUUUUGUUUAAUAAAUAAGUCAAAUAAAGAAAAAACGAACUAUACACGAGAGAAGAGAGAGAUUGAUAAAAUGGAAGUUUUUAUAAAGAGCCUUUCCCUUUCAAAAAGUAUUAAUAUAUAUACAAGUAAUUUUAUAAAUUUAUUUAUUCAAAAGCAAAAGCUUUCUUAUCAAGGUCAUUAUACAUUUAGAGAGAGAAAAAAAAGAAAAUUAAAUGACUUCAGCUUGUGCUCCUCUUCCGAUGAAAACAAGGAGGAAAAAUUUUUUAUUUUUUAUGAUCUUUAUAUGAAUGAAUAUAAGGAUUUGUAUAAAAUAAAAAUUAACAAAGACCUAAUCAAAAAUAAUUCAUUUAAUUAUCGAUUAAAAAAUAGCUAUUCAGAAGAAAGUAAUAUAAUAAGACACAAACAAGAUUUAAUAAUGCAGGAAGAAAUAAAUAAAUUAUGCAAAAUAAAUCAGUGUUCUUAUGUAAACGAAAUGAAUAUAACGAAAGAUAAAGAUUUUAUACAAAAUAUUGAGGAGUCGAGUUAUUCAGAUAAAUCUUCUACAGAAAAUGAAACAAUAUAUAAUAGUUACGGAAAUUUUCGUAAUGUGUACAACUGUUAUAGCAAUGCAAUAGCUACCGAGUGGAAUGAUAAUAAGCUCAGUUCUGAAAAUUAUAUGCAGAAAAAUAAUAAUUAUUAUAGUAGUAGUAAUAAUAAUAGCAUGCCAUAUGACGGGAAAGCUAUAAAUUCCGAUAUACUGCAAAAUAAAUACAUUGGGCAGAACUCUUGUGCCGAUCAUUGUAAAUUGGCAAAUGAUAAUAUAUCUUAUAAAGGAACUGUUAAUAAUCCUCUGGAAAAAAGUUAUAUUAGCACAGAAAAUAAAUGUGAAGACAGUGAUUGUUCCUACUCACAUUUCUUAUUUUGCCCUACAAUUUUAAUAAGUAAUAAACAUAAACUUGGAGAAUUAGUAUCUAAAAUACCCAAAUAUAUUAAACCUCAAAAAAUAUAUACUCCAUAUAGAAAACUUAUAAGGGAUAAAAAACAUUCGAACACACUGCAGAAAUGUAGAAAUGAAAUAUGGCACGAAACAUAUAAUGAUCUAAUAAAUAACAUAAACAAAGAGCACAUUAUUGAUUCUACCCUGUACAAGGAAAUAUGCUAUUUUCCUCUUUGGCUUUUGAAUUAUAUUAACGAUUUAUUCGAAUGUUUAUAA
Plasmodium malariae is the source of this 3951-nucleotide messenger RNA. It is a transcript of the gene Sir2B, whose product is annotated as transcriptional regulatory protein sir2b, putative. The record is from RefSeq and is a predicted model, not a curated record. The coding region runs from base 1 to 3951 and encodes 1316 amino acids. Gene Ontology annotation, molecular function: NAD+ binding. Lineage: Eukaryota; Apicomplexa; Aconoidasida; Haemosporida; Plasmodiidae. The transcript has a single exon.